Molecule: messenger RNA, 5861 nt
Organism: Hypanus sabinus (Atlantic stingray)
Lineage: Eukaryota; Metazoa; Chordata; Chondrichthyes; Myliobatiformes; Dasyatidae
Exons: 3
Coding region: 1878-2909 (343 amino acids)
Source: RefSeq, a predicted model, not a curated record
UGUAAUGUUAAAAUUGUACAAGGCAUUGGUAAGGCCAAAUUUGGAGUAUUGUGUACAGUUCUGGUCACCGAAUUAUAGGAAAGAUGUCAACAAAAUAGAGCAAGUACAGAGAAGAUUUACUAGAAUGUUACCUGGGUUUCAGCACCUAAGUUACAGAGAAAGGUUGAACAAGUUAGGUCUUUAUUCUUUGGAGCGUAGAAGGUUGAGGGGGGACUUGAUAGAGGUAUUUAAAAUUAUGAGGGGGAUAGAUAGAGUUGACAUGGAUAGGCUUUUUUCCUUUGAGAGUAGGGGAGAUUCAAACAAGAGGACAUGAGUUGAGAGUUAAGGGGCAAAAGUUUAGGGGUAACACGAGGGGGAACUUCUUUACUCAGAGAGUGGUAGCUGUGUGGAACGAGCUUGCAGUAGAAUUGGUAGAGGCAGGUUCGGUAUUGUCAUUUAAAGUAAAAUUGGAUAGGUAUAUGGACAGGAAAGGAAUGGAAGGUUAUGUGCUGAGAGCAGGUCGGUGGGACUAGGUGAGAGUAAGCAUUUAGCACGGACUAGAAGGGCUGAGAUGGCCUGUUUCCCUGCUGUGAUUGUUAUAUGGUUAUAUAUAGUGAUAGUUUCUUCAUUUGUCUGGGUUCUGCUUUCGUUUGUUUAGUGUUGUGUUCUAUUUUAUCAGAAUUGCAUACGUUCACCUGGAGUGCUGAAUCUUGUUUUCGAAAGUAUAUCCUUAGAUGUUAUCUGUCUGUUGUAACUUUCUACGUCUGUUAUUCUUUUUCCUUAUUCUGUCCUAGGUAGUGUCAAUCUAAGUGUGUUCGAGUGUACCUAGUGUUUUCUGAAAUUUGUCACUUCAUUGUAAGUGUAGGAUGCUCUGGAGGAUGAACACGGGGCUGAGGAACUGGAGUACGGGGCAUGGUUUCAGAUUUCAGGAUCAUUGGGACUUCUGGGACAGGUGGGACCUGUACAACAGAGAUGGGUUACACCUGAACUACAGGGGGACCAAUAUCCUUGCAGGGAGGUUUGCUAGUGCUGUUGGGGAGGGUUUAAACUAGAUUUCAGAGGGACGGGAACCAGAGUGCGAGAGCAGAUAGUGGAGCAGGGGUGCAAAUAAAUGAUGUUAAAAGUUCAUGCAAAGUCGGAAAGAAAAGUGUUGUGUGGUGGUAAUUAUCUCCUGAGGUGUGUAUAUUUCAAUGCGAGGAGUAUUGUGGGGAAGGCUGACGAGCUGAGGGCCUGGAUUGUCACGUGGAAUUAUGACAUGGUAGCCAUUAGUGAAACUUGGCUACAGGAGGGGCAGGACUGGCAGCUCAAUACUCCAGGGUUCCGAUGUUUCAGGCAUGAUAGAGGCAGAGGGAUGAAGGGGAGGGGGGUGGCAUUGCUAGUCAGGGAAAAUGUUACAGCAGUGCUCAGGCAGGACAGAUUAGAAGGCUUGUCCACUGAAGCCAUAUGGGUGGAGCUGAGAAACAGGAAAGGUAUGACCACAUUAAUAGGGUUGUAUUAUAGACCACCAUUAUCGUAUUAUUACUGUAUUAUAGUCUGUAUUACUAUAUUAUACUAUAUACUGUAUUACUGUAUCAUUACUGUAUUAUAGUCUGUGAGAAUUGGAGGAGCAAAUCUGCACAGAGAUAGUGGACAACUGCAGGAAACAUAAAGUUGUGUAAGAAGGGCAUUUUAAUUUUCCACAUAUUGAUUGGGACUCCCAUAUUCUUAAAGGUCUAGAUGGGUUACGAUUUGUAAAAUGUGUUCAGGGAAGUUUUCUAAAUCAAUAUAUAGAGGUACCAACUAGAGAGGAUGCAAUAUUAGAUCUCCUAUUAGGAAACGAGUCAGGACAAGUGACAGAAGUGUGCGUAGGGGAGCACUUUGGGUCUAUUGAUUAUAACGUCAUUAGUUACAACUUGGUCAUGGAUAAAGAUAGAUCUGGUACUCGGGUUGAAGUACUAAGCUGCAAAAAGGCCAAAUUUGAAGAGAUGAGAAAAGAUCUAAAAAGCAUGGAUUGGGUCAGGUUGUUCUCUGGCAAGGAUGUGAUUGGUAAGUGGGAGGCCUUCAAAGGAGAAAUUUUGAGAGUGCAGAGUUUGUAUGUUCCUGUCAGGAUUAAAGGCAAAGUGAAUAAGAAAAAGGAACCUUGGUUCUCGAGGGAUAUUGGAAAUCUGAUAAAGAAGAAAAGAGAGAUAUAUGACAGGUAUAGGCAACAAGGAGCAAAUAAAGUGCUUGAGGACUAUAAUAAGUGCAAGAAAAUACUUAAGAAAGAAAUCAGGAGGGCUAAAAGAAGACGUGAGGUUGCUUUGGCAGUCAAGGUGAAGGAUAAUCCAAAGAGCUUCUACAGGUAUAUUAAGAGCAAAAGGACAGUAAGGGAUAAAAUUGGUCCUCUUGAAGAUCAGAGUGGUCGGCUAUGUAUGGAACCACAAGAAAUGGGGGAGAUCUUAAAUGGGUUUUUUGCAUCUGUAUUUACUAAGGAAACUGGCAAGAAGUCUAUGGAAAUAAGGCAAAUAAAUAGGGAGGUCAUGGAACUUAUUCAGAUUAAAGAGGAGGAGGUGCUUGCUAUCUUGAGGCAAAUCAGAGUAGAUAAAUCCCCAGGACCUGAUAGAGUAUUCCUUCGGACCUUGAAGGAGACUAAAGUUGAAAUUGCAGGGGCCUUGGCAGAUAUAUUUAAAAUGUUGGUGCCAGAGGAUUGGAGGAUAUCUCAUGUUGUUACGUUGUUUAAAAAAGGCUCUAAAAGUAAUCUGGGAAAUUAUAGGCUGGUAAAUUUGACAUCAGUAUUAGAUAAAUUAUUGGAAGGGGUACUAAGACUUAUUAGGGAGAGUCAGCGUGGCUUUGUACGUGCUAGAUCAUGUUUAACCAAUCUAUUAGAGUUUUUUGAGGAGGUUACCAGGAAAGUGGAUGAAGGGAAGGCAGUAGAUGUUGUCUACAUGGACUUCAGUAAGGCCUUUGACUAGGUCCUGCAUGGGAGGUUAGUUAGGAAGAUUCAAUUGCUAGGUAUACAUGGUGAGGUAGUAAAUUGGAUUAGACAUUGGCUCAGUGGGAGAAGUCAGAGAGUGGUAGCAGAGGAUUUCUUCUCUGAGUGGAGGCCUGUGACUAGAGAUCAGUGCAGGGUCUAUUGUUAUUUGUCAUCUAUAUCAAUGAUCUGGCUGAUAAUGUGGUCAAUUGGAUCAGCAAAUUAGCAAUGAUACAAAGAUUGGAGGUGUAGUUGACAGUGAGGAAGGUUUUCAAAGCUUGCAGAGGGAUCUGGACCAACUGGAAAAAUGGGCUGACAAAUGGCAGAUGGAGUUUAAUGCAGACAGGUGUGAGGUAUUGCACUUUGGAAGGACAAACCAAGGUGAAUGUACAAGGUAAAUAGCAGGACACUGAAGAGUGCAGUAGAACAGAGGGAUCUAGGAAUACAGAUACAGAAUUCCCUAAAAGUGACAUCACAGGUAGAUAGGGUUGGAAAGAGAGCUUUUGGUACAUUGGCCUUUAUAAGUAAAAGUAUUGAGUAUAAGAGUUGGAAUGCUAUGGUGUGGUUGUAUAAGGCAUUGGUGAGGCUGAAUUUGGAGUAUUGUGUGCAGUUUUGGUCACCGAAUUACAGGAAGGAUAUUAAUAAGGUUGAAAGAGUGCAGAGAAGGUUUACAAGGAUGUUGCGGGACUUGAGAAACUGAGUUACAGAGAAAGGUUGAAUAAGUUCGGACUUUAUUCCCUGGAACGUAGAAGAAUGAGGAGAGACUUGAUAGAGGUAUAUAAAAUUAUGAUGGGUAUGCAAGCAGGCUUUUUCCACUGAGGCUAGGGAGAAAAAAACCAGAGGACAUGGGUUAAGAGUGAAGGGGGAAACGUUUAAAGGGAACAUUAGGGGGAGCUUCUUCACACAGAGUAGUGGGAGUGUGGAAUGAGCUGCCAGAUGAAGUUAUAACUGCGGGCUCUCUUUUAACAUUUAAGAAAAACUUGGACAGGUACAUGGAUGAGAGGGGUAUGGAGGGGUAUGGUUCAGGUGCAGGUCAGUGGGACUAGGCAGAAAAAUGGUUCGACACAGACAAGGAGGGCCAAAAGGCCUGUUUCUGUGUGUAAUGUUCUAUGGUUCUAACAUCCACAGCCCUACCAUCACCUUCAACACUUCUUCAAAACUCUAGUGAGACAUCAUCUGCCCUGCACAAAGCUACUCCACUGUCCUUAAUUAUGCCAUAUUUUUCCAAAUGCAUACAAAUACUAUUCCCAAGAAUUGCCUCCAAUAGCUUCCAUGUGACUUGAAGUUUAUUGGCUAUAAUUUACUGGAUUCACAUUUCUCUUCUUGAAUGAAGGAGUAAGAUUAGUACUCACCAUUCCUCAGGGACCUUGCCUGUUAUUACUGAGGAAACAAUACACAAUUCAACAGCAUUCAGUAUAGAUUUUCAGCCUUUUGAUACAACCUGCAAAUGGUUCCCCAUCUCAUCACAUGCCCAAAGCUGUUUAGAAAAUUUUCACUUUCAGCCUGUUCCAAUACUUGGACUUGCACAUUCUUCCUUGCUAUAAUUUUGCUUCAAAAAUUUGUUUAUCCACCUUCAUGAGUGCUUCUGCUCUACAAUAAAAUGCAGCUGCCUGGAGAAGUCCUUAAUGAUAUACUGAUCUGACCUGCAGCACUGGGUUUAGUCAUCAACGAUGCAAAAAGUUUUUAGGCUGUUGACUCACAUUAGGGUUAGGGUUAACUAUCUCUGAAAUUUACCUGUGAAAUCAAAUCCUAUCAAAACUAUAAUAAAAGAUAGAUCGGCUGGCUUCAACCUUUCCACUUGACGUUAAAAAGAACGUUGUUAGUUGCUCGCAGUCCUCACAAAAUUUCAUGAAAAACUACUGGUUGUUUAAAUUCACAGUACAAAAUUCCAGGUUUUUUCAUCGAUCAGAAGGCAUGUUAACUCUACACUCUAAAAUAUCUCAAUUUCAGGUCAAACAUAGACAAAGACAUCUUCCUAACCCCUCCAGUGCUCCCUCAUCUGAUGAACAAAAUCUGUAAACAGCAGCAAUGGGUUGCCUGACCAUCCACAAGUCACAAGCCUCUACUUCCUCAGGAGUAAGUGAAGAUUUGGCAUGUCAUCAAAAAGCUUGACUAACUUCUAUAGAUAUGUGGUGGAAAGUGUGCUUACCGGCUGAAUGCUGGCCGUGAUACAUCUAUGUAAGUUUUUAAGUAUUUUAGUUGACAAACCAAAUCUCUUCAAAUUCCUGAUGACAUAUAGCUGCUGUCUUUCCUUCUUUAUAGCUGCAUUGAUGUGUUGCGACCAGGUUAGAUCCUCAGAGAUCAAUACCCAGGAACUUGAAAUUGCUCACCGUCUUCACUUCUGAUCCCUGUGUGAGGAUUGGGAUGUGUUCCUUCAUCUUACCCUUCCUGAAAUCCACAAUCAGCUCUUUCAUCUUACCGACAUUGAGUGCAAGCAAGAAGGCAAGAUGUCCACCUUACAAAAGAACAAGAAAGCAGAUUAGUAAGCACAAAGUACACUGCAGAUGCUGUGGUCAAAUCAAGACGUACAAAAAAGCUGGAUGAACUCAGCAGGUCGGGCAGCAUCCAUUGAAAGGAGCAGACAACCAUGGUUGAUGCACUGUGGCAUCUACGUGACAUCAUGUUAUGAGACACUCUAAAUAUUUGGCAUGCAUACAGCCUGGAAUAAUGUCUGAAUCCAUUUGACAUUACCACCAUUUAUUAUGAUGCAAGAAUACUGUGGAAAGUGUGGCUGAGAAAAGUGUGUUUUAGAACCUGCGGGGAAAAUGUUAGUACAAAUUAUUUUACUGCAAUUCUUGUAUGGUCAAAUUGAAUUUGUUUUUAUAAAGACUUUUUUAAAUAAACUGUCACUGGAUAUUUCAAUUUACUAUCGUUAGACUCUGCUGCGGUCUUAUGAAAAAACCCUAUUAUAUUUCUGCACUGAUUCUAUCCCUUGUAUUGAAUUCAGUUUAAU